Molecule: messenger RNA, 501 nt
Organism: Iphiclides podalirius (scarce swallowtail)
Lineage: Eukaryota; Metazoa; Arthropoda; Insecta; Lepidoptera; Papilionidae
Source: the annotation of a GenBank genome assembly
AUGCACUCAACACGAACACGCGAUGCACAAACACGAACACGCGAUGCACAAACACGAACAUGCGAUGCACAAAACAGGAACACGCUAUGCACUCAACACGAACACGCGAUGCACAAACACGAACACGCGAUGCACAAACACGAACAUGCGAUGCACAAAACAGGAACACGCUAUGCACUCAACACGAACACGCGAUGCACAAACACGAACACGCGAUGCACAAACACGAACAUGCGAUGCACAAAACAGGAACACGCGAUGCACUCAACACGAACACGCGAUGCACAAAACAGGAACACGCCAUGCACUCAACACGAACACGCGAUGCACAAACACGAACACGCGAUGCACAAAACAGGAACACGCUAUGCACUCAACACGAACACGCGAUGCACAAAGCACGAACACGAACACGCGAUGCACAAAACAGGAACACGCGAUGCACUCAACACGAACACGCGAUGCACAAACAAACACGCGAUGUACACACACGAACACGCG